CAUUGUGGCUCCAACCAUUAGUACAUACACAAAAUUAUUGCAAUUAUGUGCACCCAUGUGUUUGUCAUUGCAGUCUAUGAGAUCGUAAACCUGUUACAUAAAAAAGUUAUAUAACCCGAAAAGAGCAAGGAUGAGAAAAUCAUAUAUUUUGUGGAUUUGCAUUCUACUUUCUUCGGUAUUGGCACAAAAGUGUGAAGCAUUGCCAAAAUAUGCUAACAAUUCAGAAUCGCAUUAUGUUAGAAAUAGUGAUGGCCAAUUCAACGAAAGCCAGUCCAUCUAUGAGCCAAACACACAAACGACUAAAGAUCGAUUACAGCGUUUGGGUUACACAACUGGAUAUGGAACAAUAAAUGUAAGCAUGGGAUAUCCGGGAAGUACAGGUAUUUCUGCUUACAAUCCWAUUAAAUUGGACCUGGGAGGAGUUGUACUAGGGACAUUGGUUGGUAUUGGCGCUAUUUUAAUAAUUCCAAAGUUGUUGGGUGCUUUCCAUGGAGGAUAUGCCGGUUAUGGCCGAAGUGAAAAUGACAACGAUUUAUUAUCGCUUUCAAAUAUGAUUAAUAGAAUUGAUGAUAUACUUACUCAAAACAAUAUAGACUCAACAGGUUGCAUGCAACGUGCUGUAUGCAGUUAUGUACGGUCAAUCGAGUUCAACUUAAAGACAGGCGUUCCAGACCAAAUAGAUAAAUUCAUUCAUACGCUUUCGGAAAAUCCCCUCGUCGUUUAUCUUUUAGAUGGUACAGCAAUUAAGGAGGCUUUAGAAUCGGGAAAGAGAGUUAACGAAAAGCCUUGUGAACAGUUAUACACAUCUUGCCCAAUGGACAAUAAAACGGCUGCUAAUMUGUUAACGAAAUUACUGCCGACCAAACACUCUUCCGAUUUAUUGAGAUCACAGUGGUUAAACAUCUAACUUUUAAUGGUUUCAUUUUAGUACUCCGACACUCGAGAAAGACAUCUUAAUUUUCAAAAAGUGUGCUCGUUGACAAAAUAUUUUGGGAUUAAUUUUAGAUAUAUACAAUAAAGAGAAUGUUSUUUUGUA
Bactrocera latifrons is the source of this 1036-nucleotide messenger RNA. RefSeq lists its product as uncharacterized. NCBI's taxonomy places the organism in Eukaryota, Metazoa, Arthropoda, Insecta, Diptera, Tephritidae. The record is from RefSeq and is a predicted model, not a curated record. The transcript has 5 exons. The coding region runs from base 131 to 907 and encodes 258 amino acids.